Molecule: messenger RNA, 1922 nt
Organism: Trichoderma reesei QM6a
Lineage: Eukaryota; Fungi; Ascomycota; Sordariomycetes; Hypocreales; Hypocreaceae
Gene: gsk3
Product: glycogen synthase kinase 3
Exons: 6
Coding region: 1-1200 (399 amino acids)
Biological process (GO): protein phosphorylation; signal transduction
Cellular component (GO): cytoplasm
Molecular function (GO): protein serine/threonine kinase activity; protein serine/threonine/tyrosine kinase activity; ATP binding
Source: RefSeq, a predicted model, not a curated record
AUGUCAGCCCACCGACCGAAUGCUUUUAACAGCUUGCGGAUGGGAGAGGUGAUCCGCGAGAAAGUUCAGGAUGGUAUCACGGGCGAGACCAGAGACUUGCAGUAUACGCAGUGCAAGAUUGUCGGAAACGGUUCAUUUGGUGUCGUCUUCCAGACCAAGCUCUCGCCGUCUGGUGAAGAUGCCGCCAUCAAGCGAGUUCUCCAGGACAAGCGAUUCAAGGCACGAUUGCCCUUUAACCGCGAGCUUCAAAUCAUGCGCAUUGUCCGACAUCCCAACAUCGUUCAGCUAAAGGCUUUCUACUACUCGAACGGCGAACGUAAGGACGAAGUCUAUCUCAAUCUGGUUCAAGAGUUUGUUCCCGAGACCGUCUAUCGUGCCUCCCGCUUCUUCAACAAGAUGAAGACGACCAUGCCUACUCUGGAAGUCAAGCUUUACAUCUAUCAGCUCUUCCGAGCCCUGGCAUACAUCCAUUCCCAGGGCAUCUGCCACAGAGACAUCAAGCCCCAAAACCUUCUGCUUGAUCCCAACAGCGGCGUCCUGAAGCUGUGCGACUUCGGCAGUGCCAAGAUCCUUGUCGAGAACGAGCCUAACGUCUCGUAUAUCUGCUCCCGAUACUACCGUGCCCCCGAGCUCAUCUUUGGUGCUACCAACUAUACCACCAAGAUUGAUGUUUGGUCCACGGGAUGCGUCAUGGCCGAGUUGAUGCUCGGCCAGCCCUUGUUCCCCGGCGAGUCGGGCAUCGACCAGCUGGUUGAGAUCAUCAAGGUGCUCGGCACUCCCACCAGAGAGCAGAUCCGCACCAUGAACCCAAACUAUAUGGAGCACAAGUUCCCGCAGAUCAAGCCUCACCCGUUCAAUAAGGUAUUCCGGAAGGCUGAUGCCAAUGCCAUCGAUCUCAUUUCCCGACUCCUCGAGUAUACGCCGACCGAGCGCCAGGCGGCCGUGGAUGCCAUGGUGCAUCCCUUCUUCGACGAGCUUCGGGACCCGGCCACCAAGCUGCCCGAUUCGCGCCAUGGAACCGGUCAGCUGCGAGAUCUGCCCGAUCUUUUCGACUUUACCCUUCACGAACUCUCCAUCGCUCCUCACCUGAACCACCAGCUCGUACCACCGCACAUGAGGCCUGUUCUUGCGGCUCGGGGACUUGAUAUUGACAACCUUACGCCGAUGGCGAAGCAAGACAUGCUGGCGAAACUCGACUGAGCCACCUGUCGGCCGAAUAGAGCUGGCAGGCUUCUGCUGGACUCUUGGAAGCACUUGUUGUCUCUUGAAAUACAGCCCUGUUCUCUUCCUCCGCAGUGUGGAGCUUGGGUUGGUGCCGAGGGUAAUGGCUCGCUACAAGACUUGGGCCGCGACUGGGGAAGAGCGGAUGAGAUGUUGUUCUCAAAAGCUUGCCGUGCGAGAGCCCGCAUGCUCAGCACUUUGGGAGGUGGGCAAUAUGGGUAUGUGACGAGAUGUUGUGGAGAGGAGAGCUUCGGACAUUGUCUCAAAUUUGGCAAAGGAAGGACAGGAGGCGUUUUUUUUUGAUCCCCUAAACACCCUUGGUUUGCCAGGCGGGGGACCUGGGCCACCCGCCAACUCGAGGGAGGCUGCAUUGAUGCGCAUCGCGGGAGAUCGCUUCUUUAGACCACGUUUCGAUGCAUGACGGGGCUGGCUGUUGAUUCUUUUUAUUAUUCUUUGUUUCCUGUUGUCGUGUCAUGAGGCUCCAUGCUUAUGGAGCGGAGGUGGCUAUUAGGUCUAUGGUCUCGGUUGUCGACCUUGUGUCUCAACAUGAGUGUCUCCUUUGUCGCCUUCCACGCAUCGGCGCACAGUGGGAGAAGGGAAUCUGGGAGGGGGGAGGAAACGUUGAAAUUGCUGGACCAGAUUUGAUAUCUUGGAUCGUGGGAUAUAGAGCCCCUGCAGCAAAAGCCCGGACGUCGCAGACA